AAUUUCCUAUUCUUUCCUUCUCUUUCUCUUUCUCUUUCACACAAAACCAGCGUUUUCCUUUCCUUGCAAAGGUCUUCCACCCUACUUUCCUUCACAAACCCCACACAUUCCCUACAACCAAAUAUCCUUCCCUCCUCCCUCAACCUCCACCUUUCAUACUCUCUCCCUCUUCAACCUACAUCCUUCCUUUGCAAGUAGAACCAACCCUUUCUUACAACUUACCUACCUACCUACCUACCUACCUACCAUCCCUCUUAUCACCCAAACCAAAUAACAAAACAAAUUACUAUUGCUAAUUUCUAAAAAAUGGAAUCCGACUUUGGUUUUGACGAAUACAUCAUGCCCACCACCUACGCUGGUGUCCCCAAGCUUGAAUGCUACAACACUCAGCUCUAUCCUUCAGUGGGUUACUAUGGAAAUGACACUGUUGUGUUUGAGAACACUGCAAUGCCCCAAAUGAUGCCCUCAUCCAUGCUUUACCCUCAGCCUUCUAGCCCAGACUCUGUCUAUUCACGCCUGUCACCUGGCGCCCCCUCACCAUUGAUGUCUUGCUCUCCACCUGCCGCUGUCCCUCUGGUGUCUAACUUGGCCCACGCCAUCACAGAAAAGAUCGCCAAAGCCAACACCCUGCCUGAGUCUUUUUUGCCCGAGUUUCACCAGUAUUCUAAAGAAACAUACGAAAACGGUGGAAGCAAGAAGAGACGCCGGGUUCAGAAACAGCAGCAGCAGCAGCAACAGCAACAACAACAACAACAGCAGCAACAGCAACAACAGUCCUCAUCCUCAUCCUCUUGCGACUUUGAGAGUUCAUCUUCAGACCAGGAAGAUGAUAUUGAUAGCGUAUCUGCUGCUGAAGUUCGCCGCCAAAUCCACAUCCAGUCUGAACAGAAGCGUCGUGCUCAAAUCAAGGAUGGCUUUGAUGAGCUCCGUCAGCAUUUGCCCGGUUGUGUGAACAAGAAGAUGAGCAAGGCAGCCCUGCUACACAGAACCACACAGCAUCUCCAACACCUAAAGAAUAAUCAGACCUCACUUUUGGCCGAGCUGGAAAGAUUAGUGAACGAGAAUGAGCAGUUAAGAAAAUUCCAAGAAUCAGUAUUGCAGAAGCAGACAUUGGAGCGAAUGUACCAGAUGGGAGCAAUGUAAAGAAGAUUAAGAUGGUCUUUAAUGGAUAUUUAGAUUCUUAUUCCUGAUACUUGUCUCUUUCUCUUACAUUUAUUCUUAUACUUAUUUUGCGCUUCAAUUUGUCCCUAUGUUUUACUAUUCUUUCUUUGCAUGCCCUCAUACAUCCUUUCCAUUCACAUUCCCAUUCCCAUUCCCAUUCAAACAUUUCCCAUUCAUAUCCUCCACCAUCUCCUCCACCUCUCUGAUACCAAUCUUCUCACCAAAUCUGUUAGACUUUCUUUUCUUUGAAAAAGAAACAAACAAGAAAAAGCAAAUAUCAAGCUGUUUUGAAAUUCAUUUUUUGAAAUUCAUUUUGUUAUUUUCUUUUCUUAUUUUUUCUUAUUUUAUUUUCUAGACCAAUCCCCCACCCACCCCCCCUACGUCUUUACUUACUUUAUUAACUUCUUCUUUGAUUGCACAUAGCAAUCAUUUCUUUCUCUGUAAGGUUCUUACUUAAAGGCUUUGAAAAGAUCUUUCUUAUUUCUUGGUCUUUUUUUUUAUUGAGCUUCUUUCUUUUAGCUCUUAUGUUUUUUUAUUUCUUUUUUUUAUUUCUUUCUUUCUUUCUUGUAUUGUCUAUUGUCUAAUUGCCUUGAAAAGCAAAAUUUCAUAUACAAAACAAAAAAAAAACCGAACAAAAAAAAAACUUUGAAUAUAUACAUAUAUGAAUGGCUUUGGCAGCAAAGCCCAAUCCAAC
Molecule: messenger RNA, 1855 nt
Organism: Phycomyces blakesleeanus NRRL 1555(-)
Lineage: Eukaryota; Fungi; Mucoromycota; Mucoromycetes; Mucorales; Phycomycetaceae
Product: helix-loop-helix DNA-binding domain-containing transcription factor
Exons: 3
Coding region: 307-1143 (278 amino acids)
Biological process (GO): regulation of transcription by RNA polymerase II
Cellular component (GO): nucleus
Molecular function (GO): protein dimerization activity; DNA-binding transcription factor activity, RNA polymerase II-specific; RNA polymerase II cis-regulatory region sequence-specific DNA binding
Source: RefSeq, a predicted model, not a curated record